AUGAUAUUGUUGUGUGAGGAGACAGCCAAACGCAUUUUUAGUACCGAAAUCUUGAAAAUACAUUUUCGAAAUUUACAGCAAUAUGACUCCCAGUCCUUGGCCAAAAGGACCACAUUGCAAUUUCACAAUAUACAAAAUUGGUUUAUCCAUCAUAAAUCAGGCCACAACAUCUUCAUUGCACAAACUCGGUUAUAUUCACAAAUAUUUCUGACUCAAAUAUUAAAAAUUUUAUUGGUUUGUACCCAAAUGUCGUUUAUUGAUGCACAUGAAUUUGUCGGUGAACGCAGUAAUGAGAUACAGGAAUUGGAAAAAUCUCUUCCAUCGCGCAGAAAAAAGAACAUGUUAUUCCAGAAAUUACCAUUUUACAUGCGUAGGCGCUCGGCAUCACACUACAGAAAGCGCAAGCGAAACAAGAAAAGUGAUUACUACGGCAAACGAUUCAGUAUGAUACAUGUUAAUGGACACAAAAUUGCUCAUAAACGGUUUGAAAAGACUUUUUCACUUCUGCACAAAGGCGGAAAUUAUAUUUAUAACAUGGUUCAUUACCAUGGAUAUGUUUAUCGUAUAGAUUAUGGCGUUGAACAGGAACUUAAGAACUACAAAUAUCAUGACAUAGAUGCGUCAAUAAACAGGAAAGAGCUAAAUGAUGAUCAGAGUUGCGGACAAGGACGUUACUACACGUCCAAUGGUGAUGCCCAUUUUACGUUACAUUUCAAUGAUGAAGGCAAGUUCCAUCUGUUUAAGACAAAGAAGACCCUCAUUCUUGUAACGGCUAGUGUUGUGCCAGAAUUUUUGCAAGCAAAGGAAAUUCUUUGCGAGACAGAAAGCAUAUUCGAAGUACUAAAAGAAAAGGAAUUAUCACGCUCCGGAGUUUAUAAGUUGACCAAUGGUACCAUUACAAAGAGCGAUGUAAUGAUCGACGAUUAUUUCAGCAGUAUACAAGAGGACCACGUUGUUAAACUUAAUGCUGAAUUUUCACUUGUUCUUAUUUUCAGUAACCUGAAGAAAAUAUUUGGUAACAUCAUCCGAGUCUGGACAAUAAUAGGACUGGAAGAGUACAUGAAGUUAUCGUUAGAUUAUGGGUUUUUUGUUUUUCCUUUCGAUGAUGUAAAUAGCGAUUGGUACAAACAAUACGAGAAGGAAGUGUUUUACGAAGAGAACCAGAAAUAUUUUAGAACACCGAGAGGAAAGAGAUAUGAUUAUUUGGCAUUAAAAGAGAACGAUAACAGUAAAAUGUCACCUUGUCCUACUAAUCAAACUAUCACUAAGGAACGCGACACACAAAGCAAUAUCUUUAUUUUUCCAUAUAAAUUUCCAUGUGCGCUAAAAUCGCAGUUCACGUAUUUAUUUAAGUGUGAUAAAGGAAAUUUACAAAGAUGUGCUCGCGUUUACCGCAUGGGGGAUGAAAGUGUUGUGUGUGGAUAUAUUUUGAGAGGAUCUUUCUGCUAUUCUGUUGGCAAAUAUAGAGGCAUCGUUGUUCUUUGGGAAGCCUGGGAUGAUAGUCAAGCGUAUUUUGGUAUGAACAUUCGUUCCUCGCAGAAAUACUCCCUCGUAAAGAUUAGUUAAAUAAGUGCUCUAGA
Messenger RNA from Vavraia culicis subsp. floridensis, 1580 nucleotides. RefSeq lists its product as uncharacterized. The coding region runs from base 1 to 1566 and encodes 521 amino acids. Gene Ontology annotation, cellular component: nucleolar ribonuclease P complex; ribonuclease MRP complex. The record is from RefSeq and is a predicted model, not a curated record. Lineage: Eukaryota; Fungi; Microsporidia; Pleistophoridae. Gene Ontology annotation, biological process: tRNA 5'-leader removal. The transcript has a single exon.